This is a messenger RNA of Alexandromys fortis (reed vole), 4769 nucleotides long. RefSeq names its product consortin, connexin sorting protein (gene Cnst). Gene Ontology annotation, biological process: positive regulation of Golgi to plasma membrane protein transport. Lineage: Eukaryota; Metazoa; Chordata; Mammalia; Rodentia; Cricetidae. The transcript is spliced from 11 exons. The record is from RefSeq and is a predicted model, not a curated record. Gene Ontology annotation, molecular function: connexin binding. Bases 217 to 2358 code for a protein of 713 amino acids. Gene Ontology annotation, cellular component: transport vesicle; trans-Golgi network; plasma membrane.
CGCGCGGGGGGAGGCGGGGCGGGGAGGCUGGAGGUGUCCGAGCCUCCAGAGCCGCGGGAGACCAGAGGCAGCUGUGUGACAGCUCGUCGGCCGCCAUGUCAGCCAGCGGGGCUGGAAACAGAGCCGGCUCCCGGCGGUAGUCCUUGCGUUGCCUCGGAUGCCCAGGCAUGGAAGGACUUUGAUAAAACUUUAAACAGUUCCACAAAAGAUGCGCUAAUGGAUGACAGCGACACUCCUGCAUCCAGUCUUCAGAUAGGACCGCAAGAUGGACGUCAUCCGGGUGGCAGCGUGGAAAGGAGAGUGACACCCUUGCCUUCUGUAGCAGAUGAAAAUGAGAAUCAGCUUGACGGGGACGGGCCUGCGGCUCUGACCGGCAGUGGCAGCGCAAUGGGAAGAGCCACGGUAUUUAACCAGGACAGUCUCAACAAUAAUGAAAGCUGCCUGUCCGGCUGCGAGGUAGCCCCCGGUGAGACUGCAGAACACAGUCCGUAUGAAGGGCCCAAAGAUGACCAGUCUUCCUUGGCACAGGACAAUAAAACACCUGGGAAAAGAAGUCCAAGAGCCAAAAGAGGCACUCCUAAGAACCUACCUCCAGUAGGAGCUGCCGUACCUUCAAUGCAGACAGUGAAUGCAGAGCUGCAGGCUGAUGCUGAGGAGGCUGCCGGAGUGAACGCGAAUGAACCCCCAAAAGCUCCAGCGCCAGCACUGCAGCCGCUCUUCUCGCUGAUCCGAGGUGAGGUGGAGCAGAUGGACUCCAGAGCUCUGCCCCUCUUCCUCCACCAGGUAGCUGAGACCUAUUUCCAGGAAGAGGACUACGAGAAAGCAAUGAAAUUCAUUCAGCUUGAACGACUGUACCAUGAGCAGCUGCUCGCGAAUCUUUCUGCCAUUCAGGAACAGUGGGAAACAAAAUGGAGAGCUGUCCAGCCACAUGCAGUGACGCCUCUGAGGAAUUCGGAAAAGGGAUUCAAUGGUGAAGAUUUUGAACAGCUUGCUAAAAUUUGCACAACACAUCAAGACCCUCUCUUGUCCAAGCAUAAGAUAGCACCUGUGGAAAAGUCACUGGGGAGAAAAUGCCUUACCCGGCCGGCAGUGUCUGAAGAGCCAAAGGGAAGAGGAGCAACAGCCAAAGAACCAGAAACUGAAGCCGGUCCUGCCAUGGAACCUAGUGGAGGCCGGCAUGAAGAGCAGCCCCGGGAGAGCAGCCCCGGCUCUCAUCAAAUGGAUUGGCAGGCGGCUUCCCCCGACCUUCCAGUAAGUGCGGGGAAGGACCACACGGAGGGGGAGGAGGAGCCGCUCCUCGGCAACAAUGCCUCCCAGGAGCUCCACACCCCGUCCCCAGAGACUGCCAGGAGCAGGUCAGGGCCAGAUGCUACUGAGAAUGGCUCUGAGGGUGACUGCGGCUUGCAGGCACCUCCCACAGAGGACCACCCUGACGUGGCCGAAGACCUUAAGGUGUCUCCUCCUAGUGAGUCAGUGACAGAGCCGCAGCUCUUCGCUAGCGGCGACGCUUUACCUCCUGUGUUGAUUUCAGAGAGUGAAUAUUCACAGGCACACCGAAAAGAACUCUGCCUGCCAGUUCAGGGUGUAUUUGAAGCACUGCCCAGGGAGCAGCUGCAGAGCGGUGAAUUAGAUGAAUCCCGUCGCCCAGCCGUUGACGGGAAAUCACCACAGAGUCAGACUGACUUGGAGCCUGGCUCUGAGAAUGCACUUUGUGGCGACAGUGAAGCGUCUGACGUAAGUGUACCCCGUCCAGAAGUGUGUAUGACCCCAGAAGAAGGGCGGGAUAAGGAAGACCAAGUCAGUAAGGAAACGGAAGACUAUCUGCACAGCCUCCUGGAAGGAUGCUUAAAAGACGCGGAAGAGUCCCUCUCCUAUGAAGAUACCCAGGACGACGACUCUGACCUCCUCCAAGACCUCUCUCCUGAAGAAGCAUCCUACAGUCUCCAGGAGAGCCUGCCUCCUGAUGAGAGCUCGCUCUCCCUUGAUGAUCUGGCCAAGAAGAUAGAGAUCGCAGAGGCUGUUCCUGCAGAAGGGCUGGUGUCCAUACUAAAGAAGAGGAAUGACACAGUAGGAGACCAUUCCACCCAAAUGCAACAGAAGCCAGCCAAGCGGAGAGUGCGGUUCCAGGAAAUCGAUGAUAACCUGGAUCAAGAUGAGGUCGGCAGUGGCUCCUGCAUCCUGCUCAUCUUGCUGUGCAUAGCCACAGUCUUCCUCAGCGUGGGAGGGACCGCGCUCUACUGCACCCUGGGCAACAUGGAGUCACCGGUCUGUACAGACUUUGCCGACAACAUGGACUUCUAUUACACUAAGCUGCUGCAGGGGGUGGCAGGACUUAAACACUGGGUCUACCUCUCCUAGCAGCAAGUGGGACGGACAGGCGUGCUGACAGACGGACAGAGAAGCAAACUUCCCAAACAGCUUUUAUUUCAGGAACCAUGAAACAUUCCCCCUCCCCUGCAGCGAGGACUCAAGGACAGACUUUAGAGAACCAGCCCAGAGAACUCUCUUAGAAUGGUCCACAGAAGAAGGCAAAUACGGUGCGGGCACUGAGGACAGUGGAGGGAGCUGUGGAGCGCACGCCCCUCUCCUUGCUGCGCCCUUGUGUGGUGAAGUGCGCUGAGCAGGGUCACUCCACGCUGAGCAGGAUCACCCCGCUCUGAGCAGGGUCACUCCACGCUGAGCAGGUUCACCCCACUCUGAGCAGAGUCACUCCGCGCUGAGCAGGGUUCCUCCGGUCACGCCGAGCUCGCACUGAGGGCUAAAGACCACUCCCAGUUUACAGUCAUUGCUUCCUGCCACCAUGCAAUAAGUUUCUUUGUAAUCAGAGAGUUUCCUUAUGGUUUCAAUGCCGUGUUUUAGUUAAUCCUGGGAGCUGUGUAAUGUAAGCUUUGGGCGUUACUCUAGAUCCUUCUCUCCAUUUGUGAAAGGGUUGUGUGGGUGUGUGUUUGUCUGAAGCAGUUGCCGCAAGUGGAUAUCCAGCAGAGUACAAAGAUGACCUUUAUUCUUUUAACUUGACUACAAUGUGCAGGCACACAUCUUUGGAGAAGGCUUACCUGUGAACUAGAUAAACUGUAGGACUGUUGGCCUUGAAUUAGAAACUGGUAGAUCUGUGGCAAUGAAUUUGACAGGCCUGAAGGCACCGUGACAGAAAUCCCAAGUCUCAGGUGAGAUUUCGCUGUGGGUUCUAUGCUGCCGGAAGCAAUGAGUCCUGGUUCCACAGCUCAAAAGAGACUUCCUGAGCAUCUAUUACAUUUUGGAACCUAAAACUAGGAAUCCAAGUAAGGGGUAGUUCCUACUGUGUGGGUGGUCAUGGGAGGCAAACCCUUACUUUGAUGAGUGAAACAGGCCACCACGUGUGACUGAGUGGUUUCAGGCCAUACGCUUGGGUAUGUGGAAUGUGCGUGUCUAUCAUGGACUCGUUUUGGACCCCAUCAUGUGGUCAUGAAGCGGAAAUUCAAUCAUACCUUCAAAAGACAACUUUAAAUGUCUAGUUUUGUUUAAAUCUGUCAUUAGGUGGCCUUUCCUUAUUUACGGUACAGUGAUCAAAUGUUUAGGAAGCCUUGCUUUGACUUUUGUAUAUUCUAGGCAACAUCUUUUUUUUAAAAAAAAAAAAACAUGAAUUAUAGUUUUUUAGCAAGUGAUCUUUAUGUUCUGUUUUCCUGUUAGAAUCAUUUGGAGGAAAAGAGAGACAUUGCUUUGUAGUUAUUACUGGCUGGCACAGUACCUUCCUUUGUGUUUCCGCUUAUUUAUUUGGAACUUGUGAAUUUAAGGGCUUUUGUAUGAACUGAGCGCGUGUGUGUUGUUGAGCAUGUAUGUGGUCAUCCCACUGCUACCUAUUUAAUUAGAUACUGAGUGUUUUGAUUUUCUAUUAUUUUAGCUCCGUGUGUUUUAGGCUUAUUUUUAAAUUGACAUUUUAUUUUCACUUAUAAUGCCGUGUGGCUUCUUUCUUCCAAUGUCACCGUAAACUGUAAUAUUUUCAAUGGUUAUAGAUCAGAGUUAUUUAUUUAGAAGUAUACAGAAUACUGAAAUUUAGAUUCCUUUAUACCGAAGGCUGAUUUUAUUAGAAGAUUAUUUUAAUGUCCUAUUAUAAAUUUUAAGACUUUGUAUUCACAUCAUGUGUAAACCAGGUCCCAUUGUCCCAGUACUGCCAUUGCGGUUCUGGCGAAGCCGUGAGGGAGGUGGUCUGUGCGGGCCUCGUCACGAUGCACAAACAUGUUUCACCCUCAUGAUUUCUGGUUGCGGGGAUUUGGUGAUUCUUGUUUCUGCCAGUUUUAUGUCAAGAGAAGUUAAAAUCUCUCCCCAUGCACCUCUUUCAGGUCACUCAGAGUCCUGUGUGAUCUCUGGUGUUACACUGGCUCUCGGCCACCAUGGUCACUUCUAAAACCCUAGGUUUCCUGGGAGCCGUCAUUGAGAGGCCUGACAUGACACCUCGAUAGCCAGGGGCCCAAUUGUCUGUCAGAGGAGCCCGGGUGCUCACCACUUCAGGGACCACAGAGUGAUCGCAAGUAGGCUGACCUCUUGACUUAAAGUGGGCAUGAAAUGUCACGUAGAAGAACUAGGGCACCUUUUAAAGCGUAACAGUCAUUUGCUGCAUGAAUUGGAAUCGCCCACCUGGAGAUGAGAGGAUGUUAACCCUCGUAUAGAGAAUGCUUCCGUUGGACUGAAAUGUCAUUUCUCCUCUCCUUGGAAAGUACUGACAACUACCUAUAACUAGCCUUCUUAAGAACCGUGUUUGAGGGUGUGAAAACAAGUGUGUAAUUUAAAAUCUA